This is a messenger RNA of Cololabis saira (Pacific saury), 6010 nucleotides long. It is a transcript of the gene sytl2b, whose product is annotated as synaptotagmin-like 2b. Gene Ontology annotation, cellular component: exocytic vesicle; plasma membrane. Gene Ontology annotation, biological process: exocytosis; intracellular protein transport. The transcript has 21 exons. Gene Ontology annotation, molecular function: neurexin family protein binding; small GTPase binding. Bases 347 to 5506 code for a protein of 1719 amino acids. The record is from RefSeq and is a predicted model, not a curated record. NCBI's taxonomy places the organism in Eukaryota, Metazoa, Chordata, Actinopteri, Beloniformes, Belonidae.
CGGCACAUCCAGCAGCAGCAGCAGACCUGCGGGAACAUCCCACUCUCUCCCGUCUUCUGCUUAUUUCACCGCCACAACAAGAUGGGAAUCGAAGAAGCGGUUUGUGAGAAUCCCAAAGGUGCCAUCUAAGGAAAAUAACUGAACACACACAUUAAAACUCCAGCGUCUAUGCUGGACUUUAUAGAGUUUUAAUGAGCAUGUUCCAACUUUGAAGGUCUGGCCCUCCUGAUAAUGACGUUGCAAAGAAGAAAGAAAGAGUUAUAAGCAUAAAAAAGGACGUGACCGUGUGGACUUGUAUGGCAUUCGUCCAGUUUUUCGACUGCAGCGAUAACCAGGACGGGGAAGCAUGAUUGACCUGAGCCACCUGACGGAGGAGGAGCAGGGGGUCAUAAUGGCAGUGCUGAGGAGGGACGCCGACCUGAAGAAAGCUGAGGAGGAGAGAGUCAGGAAGCUGGAGCAAAUACCGCCCAGCGACUCGCCGGCCGAUGUCGACAUGAAGUACCUGACGGGGGAGUGGUUUUACGAGGCCAAGUCUCUCCGACACAGCGACAAGAUCCACGGCUCAGAGAUCAUUCUGGCGUCCAUGAAGCAGGGGCGGCCAGCUGGUUCAGAUGGCUCUCUGAGAUUCAACAGAUCCAAGGCGUUCAGCAGCCGAAGUUUGGAGAUCAAGGCUCCACAGAAACCUGCCAGAUCUUUUGAGACGCCACAGCCACAGCCAGAGCCAGAGCCAGAAGCGUUUUGUUCCUUAGUAGUCCCCAAAAAUGAUGCAGAGAAAGAAAAUCGAUAUUCGGCAAUCCACUCCCCAAGAAUGAUAAGACACAACCCUUUUAACCGUGCAUCCCUCAUUGUUGUUGAGCCUACUGAAAAUAAUUACGACAUGUCAGUCGGUCAGGACCAGGAGCCACAGGAGACAGAGCCCAUCUCUCCACUGAAGAAUCACCCAGCAGGUGAGUCCAGUCACAUCUCCAGGGGGCCCAUCACAUCAGAAGGCUCCUCCGCUGGUUUUAGGCCAGUUCCAAAGAAGAGGACGUUCCUCUCAAGACGUACCAGCAGUCAGUCAGAAAGCAAUGGCCAGCUGGGGUCCGACGGUCCAGAAAGACCUGCAGGGAUUGUUCCUGCCCCAAGACGGCGUCUCCAGCGGACAUCCACCGGGAGCUCUAACCAGUCCUGCCUAAAGGACAAAGAUGAAGCUCCUCAGAAAAGCGCCUCAGAGAAGAUAGUUCAAUCUGCUCAGCCUUCCAGGACUGCAGAUGACAUUUCCUCGCAGCUGUUGUGUGAUUAUCCUCAAAUUUCCUCAAUUUCAAGUCUGGAGAGAGAAAGAAAGACAUGUUCUGUGGAAACUGACAGAUCAGCUUCAUACACCAGGACCGACAUGUCCACCGAGAGGGAAAUGCCAAAGAGGAGUGAAGAUGGAGACGAUCAGAACCAAAGAGAGAGGGGAGCGUCAAACUUUAUCAGCCUACAAAGAACCAACAUCAAGGACGAAGAAAACAGCAGCAGUGUAGCUGCAGUGGUGAGGCAGGAGGCGCCGAGUUUGCCGCAAAGCAUUGUGGAUCCAGAUCCUCCUGUAUCUUAUGAACUUAAUUUCAUAGAAAAGUCUGAUCAGCAAACCCAGAAGUCGAAUCCGAAAGAUGUGUUUAAAUUAUCCACUCAGGCCACCAGCCCUACUGGUGAAGAGGAGGAGUCUAUCGCAAAAGUGCUGGACUGGUUCAACCGCAGCUCGGACAGCGGAGACUGGCUGGACGAAGAAAAAAGCUCUGACAGACACGCAGCCGUCUGCAAGUUAAGAGACGAAGAGUCUUUGGCAAGAGACGCUGCAGGUUUCAAAGGUGCGAGCGAACGAAAGAAAGACACACUCGAGGCAAAGAAACAAAAAUCGACCAAUGAGGUUAAGGAGUUGAAAGCGACACGCAGAAAGGGCAGCAGGGAGCUGGUUGAAACACAAGAGGAUGUUGAGCCCAACACCAGAGAAAGAAUGUAUCCUGAAGAUGUUAAAGAUAACGCAGGGGAAAGCCAACCUCUGAUGAUCUCUCAUCUGAAGUCAUUCUGGGAGAAAAGCAACACAGGGCCUAAGAUACUUAUCAGCAAAUCAGUGGAGCCUGAUAACAAAGAACCAAACUCUGCCGUCCUUUCACCGGAGAGAGAGGUUGAUACUCCCUCUGUCUCUGGGAAAUACAAUGAGAAGGGGACAAAUGAUAAAUACACCUCGAAUCAAUGCGAUGAAAGAAAGCAGCCGCUUGUAAUCAGUUCAGCUGCGAAUACGGCAGUCAAAGUUUGCUUAAAUAAUCAUCAGAAAGAAGAAAAUGUGACAAUUAAUGCAAAUCAGAGGAGCAAUGAGAAUUCAGCUCAUUUAAAAUUGCUAUCCAGUCCCCAGAAAUCCAGGAGAGCUGCUCCAGAGGCUGAGAAAGAAGAAAAUGUGAUAAUUAAUUCAAAUCAGAGGAAUAAUGAGAAUUCAGCUCAUUUAAAAUUGCUAUCCAGUCCCCAGAAAUCCAGGAGAGCUGCUCCAGAGGCGGAGACUCUCUGUGUGACCAAAGUUGCCCCUCCAGAAAGAACAAGCAUCCAUCCAGAGAUGGAGAGUGUUUAUGCAGUGAAACCAAACCUGCAGCUAGACAUAGUUUCAAAAUUGAGUGAACCGUUACCAGAAGAACCAAUUUCAAAGGCUGUUUCUUUGUCCAAGCGCGAGACAGAUUUCCAACAAAGACUCAGUUCAGACUCUGAGGAGCUCCGUUCAUCCAGCCCAUUCAUGGACCCCAAUCAAGGUGAAAAUGAUGUGCAAAUCGGCUCCAACAUACCACUUCAAAGAGGCUCAAGGGAAGAUGUGAAGAGGAGGGACAGUGAGGAUAUGAGCAUGCAUUCUAGCAUGUCUCCUAAACGGAAAGAUGAUGCACCCAAUAAAGACAAGAGUAAUAGUCCACGCUUGAACAGGCAGGCAGCAGCACAGCAGGAAUGCACAGCAGAGAGGAUCAGGCAGCUCAAGUCCUUCUGGGAGCAGGAGAGGAACAAGCCUGUGUUUUAUACUGGCAAACCUAAAGCUCUUGGAGAAGGUAAAGUCACUCGUGGAACUAAUCCGGCCAAACUAAACAAAAGAUUUACAAAGUCUGAGUUCGACCUGAGGUCAAUCGGAGAUGAAUUAGGCAGCGAUGAGGAAGACGAUCUGCCAUUGAAUCGGAGACUAGAUAAGCUCUCUCCGAGUCUGGGUGCAAGUCGCAAGCAGUUUCACACUCUGCGGGAAUUCUGGGGUGAAGCCACAGCCGAGUCCAGAGGAUUGUUAACCCUUGACAAACCCAAAAGCUCCAAAAGGAAAGACCAAUUAAGUGCCCAGUUCUCAUCUCAGGAGUUGAAGGGCAGCGAUGCAGAGAGUUAUCGUCUGAAUCCGUUUGUCGAGAAAACAAAAACUGCCGUCGCAAAAUCAUCUUCAUCGCCUCAGAAUCGAUCAAAGUCUCCACAUGAUAGACAGACGGGCGGUGGGUCAAGAAUGCUGAGUGACUGCAAAAAUAACCUGCCAAAUUAUAUACCAGUUGAAUCAGGGCUGCAUAGACAGUCCAGGAGGAGCUCAAAAGACUCAAACAGAGAAGACAAGUCCUCCAAGCCCCAAACCAGCUCAGGCAAAGAGGUUCGCGCUCCUAAGAGCAGAAAAGACAAUUUUAGCAUUUCUAGCAGUCGCGGAAACUCCUUGCGUCGAGCAACGAGCAUGUUUGCUCUGAGCGUUGACGAUGAUGAACAAGAUCCCAGCCAGCUCCGAAGGGAUGCGAGCCCCGUCCACUCUCAGAGCAGAAAGCUCAGGCAGAACGCUGAUAAGGGCGCUGCGUCCAGGAGGAUGUCAGAGGAAUCUGAGACUGUAGCUCCACGUGCCAGAGCGUUUGUUCCCAGAGACUACCGGCAUUACCUGGGGAUGACUGACAACACCAGCAUCGACAUCUCUCUGGCCCCGGCUGUGAGUGACCAGGGCUCCGACUUCAGGUCGGGGUAUGAGCUUGAGCUGGGAGGACUGGGGAAGGCCAGCACGCCGGUGAGCUCGGAGGAGCGCUACAGCAGGAGGGGCAGCAAGACGAGCCAGCGCCCUGUGUGGACCAACUUCAGCGGGUCAGAUACUGGCCAGGAGUCGUCUGUCAGCAGCGUGUCAGACACCUGGUCCAGCUCAAGAACAAGUUCAUAUAGAGAAAAUGAUGAUGAGGAGAAAAACCCUGUAAGGAAAGCACUGCGGAGGGCGGAGGCCCGUCCCAAAAACCUGGCUAAAAGCAUGGAGGACAUCACAGCAUCCGUAUCACCACGACAAGAAAGAAGACAAGACCCAAUUGCUGAUUCCCGGCGAGGCAGUGAUGUUUUAGCCAUGACGUCACCCACUGCAUCGUUACUUUCGGAUGCAGACCACCUGAAGAACAUGAGCAAAUCUGUACCUUCAUUUUUACAGAAAGAGGCUUCUGACAGAGACACUGACUCCACCUGCGAGCUCACUUACCCACCGGGAAGACCUAGGACAGGCAGCUCGGUGACUAAUCUGAGCGGCUCUACCGGCAUGGCCUCUAUGUCGUCUCUGAGUGGAAGUGUGAUGACCAUGUACAGCGGUGACUUCGUGGAGGUUCAGGGAAACAUCCAGUUCUCCAUCAACUACGUUCAGAGGCUCAGAGAGUUUCACAUCUUUGUGGCCGAGUGCCACGGCUUGGCUGCGGUCGACCCGAAGAGAGGCCGCUCCGAUCCAUAUGUCAAAAGCUACCUGGUUCCCGACAAAGCGAAUCUUGGAAAGAGGAAAACAUCUGUAAAAAAGAAGACGCUAAAUCCGACUUUCAACGAGAUCCUAAGAUAUCGCGUUCGCAUGGAGUACCUUAGAACCCAGACACUCAUUCUCUCAGUUUGGCAUCAUGACACCUUUGGCAGGAACAGUUUCCUGGGCGAGGUAGACCUGGACCUCUCCAAGUGGGACUUUGAUCACACCCAGAUGAAUUACUUAGCACUGAAAGCAAGGACGACGCCCACUGUUGCACCACCGGAUGUCCGAGGAGAAAUGAAGCUGGCCAUAAGAUUUCUGCCACAGAUCACCCACAGCGAAGGCAUAACAAAAGAUGCUCCCAACACAGGAGAGAUUCACAUUUGGGUUAAAGAAUGCAAGAACCUGCCACUUAUCAGAGCCACCAUUGAUCCUUAUGUCAAGUGCUUUGUGCUGCCAGACACAAGCAGAAAAAGUCGCCAGAAGACCCGUGUACUGCGGAGGACCACGGACCCGGUGUUUAACCACACAAUGGUGUAUGAUGGUAUCAGUGAAGUUGAUCUAACAGAUGCCUGCAUAGAGUUGACUGUCUGGGACCGAGACAGGCUUGCAAGCAACCUGCUGGGCGGCCUGAGACUUGGAGCUGGAACAGGCAGAAGUUAUGGAGCAUUGGUGGACUGGAUGGACUCGGGUCCCUAUGAGGUGGCCCUGUGGAAGCGCAUGAUGGCGUCCCAGAAUGAAUGGGUGGAGGAUGUGUUGCCUCUAAGAAUGCUCAAUUCUGCAAAAACCGCUUUCAAAUAAGUAUACAAAACUGUUGCAAGACAAUAUAUUUAUUUCCCCUGAUGAAAUACACUAAAUAAUUCACUAGAAAGCUUCAAUGCUUUGCUUUAAACUCAGUCAGUAAAAGUUUCAGUUACUUUGAAAGUGAGAUUAAAAUUGAGCACAAGCUCUGGAGUAAGAUGCUGGAAUCAACAGUACAUUAUUGUGAUGCCCAAUAAAACUGGCACUGUGAAAAAGGAGCUUAGUUGACUUCCCUCAGAGUCCCAAAAAAUAAAACACAUUUGGCAAGUGAAAACCCCAAACUCGUAACAAGAAACUUACUCUGAAAUUGCCAGGCAGUACUGAGUCUGGAUGAUGUUUUUUUCUUCUUCAAAUAACUUAACUUCAGGCCUCUCGGACACAAAGUUGCAUUAUUUGCAGGGUUCGGCCCAGGCAGUUUCAAAACGUCUAGUAGGGCUGUGCCACAUUAUAUUUGUAAUUACACUAUUUAUUUCACAUCAACCACAAGCUACCUGAUAAUGAAAA